AUGCCACCAGGGCUGUCAGACCUAGUUCUGGACACCCAAAUUCGCGUGGAUUUUCAUCAAACACUUCAUCAAACAGCCCAUCACCGGUUUACCUUUGAGUGGGUCACUUUUUCGGGAAGGUUUACCGGCCGUCGCCGUCGUUACAGAGAAGAUGUUUGGAUAAAGGGCAGGCUACUGGGGCGUGGCUCCUACGGCAAUGUGUAUCUGCACCAGUGUGCGACAGGCGAUGGGGGUAGGCCUCAAUUACAGGCUGUCAAAACGAUUGACAAGGCCCAAAUGGUCGCUCACAGGAUUAACUACCACAAAGAGAUAGAGGCUAUCGCUAAAUUCUCGCAGCAAAAGUACCACGGGCUGUUCGUCGAGUUCUUGGGAUGGUACGAAAAUGAUACAUCGGUGUUUAUUGCCAUGGAAUAUAUUGAGCAUGGGGAUCUCAGCUCCCACCUAAAACAACCACUACCCGAAGAGGAGGCCAGGACCAUCACAUUUCAGUUGGUAGAGGGGCUCAUGUUUCUCCACGCCAAUGCUUUUGUGCAUAGAGAUGUUAAGCCAAAGAAUAUCUUUGUGAUUCAAAUCGGCCCUGAAUGGCGCGUCAAGCUCGGGGACUUCGGUAUAAGCAAGCGCAUGAGCGAGGACUCCAGCAUCUGUAGCAUGGUUGGAACGAGGCCAUUUAUGGCACCUGAGAUGCAGGGUUUCCUACCCCCAGAAGAAGAGGAAGGGAGUCUAGCCUGGCGCUUUACGGAAAGUAUUGAUAUGUGGUCCCUCGGUGUGACCACAUACUUCCUACUGUUUCACGAGUACCCUUUCUCGCUGGAGGAGAUAAUCAAGCUCAGACGAUACGUUGAGGGAAGCGAUUUUCCCUUCCCGGGGAAGAUAACUCCGUCUUUGAGCCUGGGGUGUCGUCAGUUUCUCGAGGCAGUGAUGGGACGAAAUCCUCGGAAUCGAAUGUCUUCCGAAGAAGCCCUGGAAAGUGGAUGGCUGAGCCAAAUAUAUGCGGACCAUCCCGAGGAGAUACCGGUUUUGGAUAGCGAGACUCAUGACAGCUCUCAGUACAUACCCCCCAGACCCGAUCAGGAGAGUCAUGCGGCCCUUUCCCAUGAGACCGAAUCAAUUUCACCCCUCAAUGAAUCGGUUGUUCUUGCGAGCCUGACUAGAGAUGUAUCUCAUAACACAUCUUCCACAAUCGAUCAAGACACAACUCUAGUUCCUCCUCAGCAUGAAAUCGAAGACCCUAUCCCUUCCCAUGAGAUGAGCUGGGAUGGCACUCACUACGCACCUUUAUCACCCAAUCAAGAUAGAAAUUCGGUUUCUUCCGAAUCCGAACCCGAAGCCGUCAAAUCCGCCGAGGCAAGCUCGACUCAUGAUGAGACCCCAGACGCAACUCCCAUAUUCAACCAUGAAAAUAGUCAAGUUGUUUUUCAAGGUGUAUCUGAAGCCUUCAACGGUGGGGAGCUGAUGGAUACCAUUUUGGAUUUGCUUCAAGCCCCCGACACCUCGGAACCUUCACAAAAUGAUCUGACAAUACGAUCAAAGAUACUCCAUACGAAUCCACCUGGUGCUGACAACAGCGAUUCCGAAGAAACUGUCAGUCAUGAGAGUAUCGAGGAAGUCCAACCGGAAGCUUUUGGCGCAGACCCACCGGACGAUUCGACCACUGGGAAGGCUAAAAGCCCAGAAGUGGCUUUUGUUUUGCCGUCGCCUCGAAGUGGAGAUCGAACGCCGGGAGAAAGUUUGCUCCCAAAAUGGGACAAGGAAUACACUUCCGAGGAGAUUGUUGUUUCUCAGGACGAAAGUCACACUGGGAAUACCAGCAAUGGGGAACAAAUAGCCAUCUCGUCAGCGGCUUCUCCCUCCCGCUCUCUCAUCACAGAACGUGAAGCCGACGAGCUGCAGUCGAUUAUCGCGAGCCUAUCUCAUCUCUUCAGAGAAGAGGAUUGGUUAAUUGACGAAAAGCCACAUGGGAUAAAAGAAUACGAAAAAGCCGCGGAGUUGCUUGAAGAGAUUUUCAAAGUCCAGAGGGAUGCCCUUGGAGGGAGGAACGAAGCAACACUGAAAACAGCCUAUCAUCUCGCCCAAGUCUGUUUUCGACUGAGCAGAUGGGAGGAGGCAUCUUUAUUUUUUGGAUUCUCAGCCAAAUGGCAGCACGAAACCCUUGGGCCAUAUCAUUCUGACACCCUCCUAUCCUUACAUGGAUCUGGCUGUGCAGAGAUUAAACGGGGCAAUUUGAGAGAGGCCGAAACAAUUCUCAGAAGAACGCUCAAUAUCCAACAAGCUGUUUUGAGACCCAAAGACGACAACACCAUUCAUACAAGUUAUGAGCUUGCCGGAUUACUCUAUUCCGAAGAGAAGUGGUCGGAGGCACGAUUUCACUUCCAGCCCGUUAUAGCUCAUAUACGGGGCACCCCUGGAGAAGCGACAAGAGCUAUGACGACAUGUUUGGCCCGAAGCGGCUUCGCUUCAUUUGGACUCAAAGAGUACAACUUGGCAGUGGAAUUCUUGACAGAAGUAAUGGACACAUUGAGGAAGUCUCCUAGAUUUACCCGUAAAUAUACCCUCCGAGUGGCCUCUGUGCUAGGCGAAUCUCUCUACCACCUGGGACAAUAUCCCGAGGCGAGAGCUAGCCUUGAAGAAGCCGUUUCGAUGGGUAAAUAUCUGGGAGUGACAAGCCGCCGCGAUUUGAAGCCCUUGCGAUUCCUUGCUGAAUGUCUAUUUCAAAUGAAAGAUUACGAGAGCGCGAAAACUGUCUGUGAAAAUCUAGCCGAGGAGCAGAAAAGAAUGCUUGGCCCGACACACGAGGAGACGUUAGGUUCUAUGUACAACACGGGGAUAGCAUACGAAAAGAUGGGACAGCAUGAGGACGCACACGCAGUGCUCAUGAAAGUUCAAAGACUUGGAUUUGAGGGAUCUGGGCCCGGAAUUGCUGUUGGUUUGCGCGCCGGUCACGAUCUCGGUCUCAUGCUGUAUAAUUUGAAGAAUUACGAGCUGGCUGAAAAGCAAUUUGAGCUCGCGGCAACUAAGCGGGCCAAAUUACACGGUCCAACUAAUGAAGAGGCCCUGGAGAGUCGCUUUUGGCUUUGUCUCACGCAGAUCAAGAUGCAGAAAUAUGUUGCCGCCGAAGCUACUUGCUGCCAGACUUUGGAUUAUGAGACCGAGGCUUAUGGACAUCCUCUGGAUGGCACGUUGGAUAACCUUGAACGGCUUGUAGGCGCAUAUUCCGAGACAUCUUUACUUGAGAAAGCGGCUUCCCUGGGUGAAUUAUUGGUGCAGAGAAGGAAAGAGAAGAACGGAGAAAUGGACACAACCACUCUCAUAGCAGAGGAGUUACUCGGAGAUAUCCGUCUCUCCAUGAAAAGAAAGGAGGAGGAAAAGAUGGAAGCGGAACAGGAGAAGGUGAAUCAAGAGGCGCGAGAGAGAGAGAAUUUUAAGUUGCGACAGCUCGAGGUGCGGGAGCUAAGGCGACAGCAAGUGGAAAUGGCGAUGAAGGAGCAGAAAAGUCGAGGCCCAGCAUGGCCGAAAUCUUUGAGGGCGAAGAUAAAGGCCAUAUUGGACGAUUAG
Penicillium cosmopolitanum is the source of this 3552-nucleotide messenger RNA. RefSeq lists its product as uncharacterized. Gene Ontology annotation, molecular function: protein serine/threonine kinase activity; protein binding; ATP binding. Gene Ontology annotation, cellular component: cytoplasm; autophagosome. Bases 1 to 3552 code for a protein of 1183 amino acids. The transcript is spliced from 4 exons. NCBI's taxonomy places the organism in Eukaryota, Fungi, Ascomycota, Eurotiomycetes, Eurotiales, Aspergillaceae. Gene Ontology annotation, biological process: autophagosome organization; peptidyl-serine phosphorylation; protein autophosphorylation. The record is from RefSeq and is a predicted model, not a curated record.